Carcharodon carcharias (great white shark) is the source of this 10359-nucleotide messenger RNA. RefSeq names its product leucine zipper, putative tumor suppressor 2a (gene lzts2a). Bases 1094 to 3145 code for a protein of 683 amino acids. NCBI's taxonomy places the organism in Eukaryota, Metazoa, Chordata, Chondrichthyes, Lamniformes, Lamnidae. The record is from RefSeq and is a predicted model, not a curated record. The transcript has 6 exons. Gene Ontology annotation, biological process: cell division; negative regulation of canonical Wnt signaling pathway.
AAAGGGGGUUGGGCACUCGAAAGCAACUCCCGUUACUGACAGAUGCAGAGGGAACUAGAGGAAGUGUCCGCACGGAAUCUGUUGUCGGUUGAAUGUGCUCAGCCGUUAGCUGCACCAGCCAUGAAAGUCGUGUGCGGGCUGGGGCGAGGUUAUCGCAGCGUCUUGCACCCGUUGACCUCGGGGGUCCGCAGGCGGCUGUAGCCCUCUUGUACUGGUCCAGCUCCGAGGAGUUGGGGGUGGUGGUGGGGGGGGGGGCGGUGGAAACCGAGUCGAUAGGCGGUGAGUGAUGGAUUCUGUACGGGGUCGAUUCUGAUUCUGCUUCUGUUUCCUCUUUACCGUGAAACUGCACAACUCUUCCCUCCAGUGCCCCCCGAGCCCUAUGUAAGGGGAAUAAAAGUGGCAUCAUUAUUCUGGCACUAGUGGGGCUGGGAGGAACAGCUGUUAUAGCAAAUCAUGUGCAUUAGUCAAGCUUAUUCAUAGUCUGUGUCGUCCACACACGGAAAGUAAGAGUUCCAUUAUUUCACGCUGCAGAAUCCCAGUGCAUGUCUGCCUGUAAAUGUUCAGUAGGCGUCUGGUCAUCUUAACAGCAGUUUACAAACAGAGUGCAAGUAGCUUUGCAUUGAGAAGCCCACUUCUAAUAGCUCACAAUUGGUGGGUCUCGUCUGCCCUCUCGCCCAUUCCCCUUCUCCCGAAAGAAGGGGUUCGGUCCACUGCUUUGGAGGAAGGCAUCAGAAUUUCCAGAGACUGUAUCCAGCAUGUCAUCUGGAAGGAUUCUUUCAGAAAGGAUGAGGGAAACGAUUAGCUAAGUAGCAGGAAACAAAUGGGAACAGGUAAGCUUUUUUUUCGAUGAACGAGCAACGUGCCAGAAAUUAAUUUCUAAUGGACAAUAAAUUGGGAGUGAUUCGAUUUUUCUGGAAAAGAAAGAGCAAAGUUGCAUUUCUGUAGCACCUUUCCCAACCUUGCGACGUCGCUAGGGUUACCAACCCCUCCCGGAAUGGCUGGGAGUUUACUGGAAUCGUCAUCAACCUCCCGGUGGUCAACGGAAGCGAUCCAGGGACCCCAAAUACUGUGGACAUUGUGACAGUUCAUCGCCAUGGCAAUGGUUCAGGCAAUGCCCAUCGUUCCUGAGCAUCAGAAUUCAGAAAGUGAGAGCAACCUGCAAACUUCUGCAGUAUCGCCAAUCUUGCAGAGCACCAUGGGGAGUGUUGGCAGUCUGGUUUCAGGGCGCAACUACCAUGAUAAGCACUGCAAGGCCACAGAAUACAAUAUCAAGUGUCGUAAAACUGGCCAGGUGCAGAACGUUUUCAGGCAACAGGACGGACACCUAAAAAAUGGCUACUCUCAGGACUGUAUUAGCGGAGUGGCAACCAAGAAACCUUGUUCAGUAAUUGGAAAAGGCGGGAGUUACGCGUAUUUAAAUGAAGAAUACCGCAACGGAGGCUGGAAUAUGACGGAAUCACCCAGCAGCCCUUGCAGUGAUCCCGAAGACUUCCGCGAAGCAAGGUCAAUGAAUGGAAAUAUCCGAGGACCUCCUCCAAAAAUAAUUCCGGUCUCGGGCAAACUUGAGAAGAACAUUGAGAAGAAUUUGAUCAGACCGACAGCCUUCAAGCCCGUUCUGGCCAAGAACAGGAACUCUGUCCAGUAUCUUGUUCCUCGUCCUGCUAACGGACUGUCGGACAGUCAAGGGAGUCUGAAUAUCUUGUUCAACGCCAAUUCGGUGGGGUCCGUUAACUGUGUUGAAAAGCGCAAUUCCUUGCAGGGCUACAACUGCAGGAACAGCGCGCAUUCCGGAACCAUGUCGGACUCUGGGAGGAACUCCUUGUCUAGCCUCCCGACGUACAGCACGGGCUGCGGCCAUCACCCAGACCCGGUCAGCUCCUCCACCGGGCACAUCAACCUGGACGCCGGCGGGCAGCACGCUUUCCACGAGAGGGGCCUGACCGGACUGAACGGCCUGUCGAACUCCGACAGCGGCCGCUCCUCUUCCAGCAAGAGCACGGCUUCGCUGAAUGGCCGGGGCCACCCGCUGUCCGACAGCGGCUCCUGCGACCGCUCGCCCGUCUCCGGCCACGAGCUGGUCAUCCGGGAGCUGGAGGAGAGGCUCCGGGAGCGGGACGCUGAGCUCCAACAGCUGCGGGAGAGCCUGGAUGAGAACGAGGCCGCCCUCUGCCAGAUCUACGAGGAGAAGCAAAGGCGUUGCGAGCAGGAGAUGGAAGAGCUGAGGCAAAGCUGCACAGCCAAGCUCAAGCAGAGCUCGCAGAAGGCCCAGCGCAUGCAGCAGGUCCUCCAGCUUCAGGUCUUCCAGCUCCAGCAGGAGAAGAAGAAGCUCCAGGAGGACUUUGCCCAGUUGCUGCAGGAGCGCGAAAUCCUGGAGAAGAGAUGUGCCUUGAUCGAGAAGGAGCAAACUGAGCUGGGCCCGAGACUGGAGGAGACUAAAUGGGAGGUUUGCCAGAAGUCAGGAGAGAUUUCUCUUCUAAAGCAACAGCUGAAGGACUCCCAGGCUGAGCUUUCCCUGAAGGGGAAUGAAAUUGUCUCCUUGAAAGCGCAGCUCCGAGAAAUACGGGCCGAACUCCAAGAUCAUGAGGAUGAGAUCCAUGAGUUCCGGGAUUCAGUCCACACAAAGACCUUGGAGCUGGAAGUCUGCGAGAACGAACUUCAACGGAAGAAGAAUGAAGCGGAACUACUGAGGGAGAAGGUGGGCAAGUUGGAGCAGGAGACCACCGGCCUAAGAGAAGCCUUGGACAACACAAGACAUGCAGUUGGUCCAUGCCAGGAGCGGGAGGACCCCUUCCUGAUGUACGAGAGCGAUGAAGCCAAAGUUCAACGGCAAAAUGCAGACAACCAACAGGCUCUGAGACAGCAGGUCGAAAAGCUAAGGGCUGAACUCAUGUACGAAAGGAAGAGGUGCGAGAAUCAGCUAGAGAACUUUGAGGUGGAGCGGCGCACUUGGCAAGGGGAGAAAGAGAAAGUGAUUAGGUACCAGAAACAGCUUCAGCAUAACUACAUCCAAAUGUACAGGAGAAAUCGAGAGCUGGAGAGAGAGAUGAGGCAAUUCAGUUUGGAACUGGAAUCCAGGGAAAUAGAUGGCCUUGAAGUGCGGAACAAGGACAUUCGAUUUGAGGAAAUCACUGCAACGGAAAUCUAAAAAAAAGAUUUUAGUAAAGGACAAAACACCCAUGCCAAAUCUUGUGUUGAAUAAAUAUAAUACUGACAUAAUGGACAAUCAUAAUUCUUUAACCUGUUCAAGUUUAUUCAGAUGUUCACAAUAAAAGGACACCUAACGGCUUUGGAUAACCUGACACAUUCUCCUUGUAGGAAAAUUUGGAGACCUUUACCUAUUGCUUUCAUGGAGGUACAUUGUUGUCUUCCUUUGUUUCUAUUAAGUGCUCUCCAAUGUCUUGCCGUAUGAGCCAAAGGAGGGAAAAAUAGAAUAAAGCAGUUGGUAUUCACGAAUAAAGGCUGUUUAUACUAUUGACAGUCACUGCUACUGAAACAGUAGCAGUGCAGCAAUGCACAACACUAGCGGGCAGUUUGAUUGGCAGUUCCUGAUAUUACAAGUGCUGGCGCUGCCUUUGAGUCAGUGUGUUUCCCAUUUCCAAGAUCAGUUGGCAAACAGUCAUCAUCACUCAAUCACCAUCACCAGACAUAACAGGAAUGAGCAAUUUGGCUAAUGGGCGAAGAAGCCUUUCAUUGUAAAGGAACAAAAGCAAUGACUACAAAGAUUAAUUGAGUGAGAUAUACUUCCAUUGAAAUGGAAGUAUAUCAAAUAAAAUUUGAAAAUGGCAUACAUUAUAUUGGGAAGUGUCCAGGUAAAAGGUCGAGCCACCAUUUAUAAAAUGGCAUGAAAUGUUGAAGGCAAUUUCCUUUGUUGUUGGCCAACUGGAAAGAGACCUGCCAUUUCUGCCAUUUGUAUAUUUUAAUAUGUCAAACCCUUAGCCAAAUUAUCUGUGCUAUCAGUUGGUUAUUAUUUUAAUCACAAUUCCAUUGCACAUUGCCUAUUCAGGUUUUAUUGACACUGAAUGUUCCAAAUACACACACAGCAAUGAGACGAAACUGAACUUUCAAAACGGAACCCCACAUUGAGGUUUGGAAAUUGGAGUUGCAUGCAUCUGUGAAGUCAUCAUCCCAUUGUGCCUGAGCCAGUGAAGGAUGGGGUGGACGGUUCCUGGUUUUUGACCUUUGUCAAGAGAAGGAGGCAGGACCAUGCAGUCCAGAGGCACUCCCGCCACUGUCAGUUCUGAAGCCCUCCAGGGUACUUGUGCUUGAAUAGAGCAGGAACUUGGUAAUGCCAAGUGACAGAAGUGGGGCCCAGGGGCUGUGGAGCUGUGGGCCAUUUCCUAAAGCUUUUGAACGUCGUAAUGAUUGUGAGCUGCCUAGAAAUGGGCUGGUCUCCUCCUCCCAUGGGUUUUCAGGUGAACUUUCCAGUCCUGGGGCCGGGUUUGCAGAAAAAUGAUGCGAUCCCCUUCCUGCCUCCUACACUCCCUCUGUCCCCCACUCAGAGGAUGCCCCCAACUCCUGUUGAGGCUGCCAGCCCACUUUGUUCUAAUUGCCUGACUUUGGAAAUUCCAGUGGAAUUAGGGAGGGUGUAACCGACUAGAACAGGGAAAGUCCAGCUCUGCUGUGGGCAUGAAGGUGUGGGCUCAGAAAUUUUAGGAACACAUUGUUUUUAUUUAUAGAAAGCAAUUAAACUCAGUGCAGAAGCAUUCAGAGGAGAGCCAGAGCACUUCGUAGGUAACAAAACCUACCACUGGAAAAGGAUUCCUUUACUGCACUAGCAGCUCUUUAUAAUGUUUACCAUUUUGCCUCUGUAGUCCACCGAUGUUCUUGACUGAAAGUUGAAGGAAAAAAUGCUAGCUAAUGCAAUAGUGUUUUCCCUUACCCCAAUUUUGCUUGAUUAACGAUGAUAGGCAUUGCAUUCCCUUGGAAAUUUUAACCAAGUAAGAAAUGAUAGAAAUAAUUUUAGAAUAGCCGCAGCUAUCCCUCGGCCUUCUCACAUGCAGACAAGCCAAUAGACCCGUUGCUGUGUCGGAAGAGGCUGAGUGCAACACUGAUAACUAGGACAGAGCGAUGUUAACUACCCCUAAUAAAUCUCCUGGAUUUUAAACACACUAGCUCAGCAUCUUUUCACUGUCACUGUUAUUGGUUACACCAGUACUUAAGACAGAAUUACAAUGUUCGACCUGCCUGGAGGUUUGUCUCAUAUGGCUGGGUUGUAAAAUGGGGCAGAGAUGAAGAAGGUUCUGUGGUCAUAAAUGUGGCAAGCUGCGUCGGCGGUGGUCUGAUUGACGACUGGUUGCCACCCGUGUAAGAAAUCAGAUUCUUUCCAUAGAAAGAAUUCAAUGAGAUUCAGAGCCUGUGAGGCAGGCAAUCAUCUUUAAGCUAAAGAUUUUGACAUUCUUCUGACAAGGUGCCAAGGCGUCCAUCCAUGGAUUAGCUUAAGUCCAUCCACACUCCACAUCUACCUUUUCCAAUAUUUUGGCACAUGAUUAUGAAGAGUAUCUUACAACAGGUUUAGCACCAGAAUGUAGCCCUGGUGCAAUUCCUUUGCUUGUUUGAUGUCAACACUUGUGGUUGGAAAGCCAAACAGUCCCUCUGGGAUUGUCUCAGGACUUGCACCAGGUUUCUCAUAUUGCAUCACACUUUCUGACAAAUAAUCUGAAAGGCACAAAUAUGUUAGAUCACAUACAAAACAGACUGCAGCAUUAAGCUUAUCUCUUUCCCUAAUUCAUUUACAAUGUACAGUUUGAACAGAAGCCUUCAUGAAGGCUCAUUGUGAGUGAUUUGUACUUUGUGGCUUGUGAAUAUCAGGAGAGUCCAUGUUUCUGAAAUGUAAAUCCUGCCACAUGCUCUCAUAAUAAGUCACUGAUUUCUCUAGUAUUAUUCCUGGGCUAUGACUGUUUUAUGACUGAAGCUGUUCCUGGUUUAAGUGCCCCUCCUGUCCACUCAAACAGACCAUGUCCAAGUGUCAUCCUUGUGUUCAAAGCCCUCACCCUUUCCCAUCACUGUAACCUCCCCCCUUAAAACAUUCCGAGAUCUCUCUGCACUGCUCCGACUCUGGUUUCUUGAGCUUUCCUGAGUUCAGCAUUGGUGGCUGUGCCUUCAGCUGUCUAAACUCGAAGCUCUGGAAUUCCUAGCCCAAAUCUGUACAUCUCUCUUCCCCUCCUUUAAAAGGUGCUCCUUAAAGUCUUUGACCAAGCUGUUGAUCACCUAUCCUAAUAAUCUCUAUGUGGCUUAAUGCCAAAUUUUGUCCCAUUACCCUCCAGUGAAGAACCCUGGAACGUUUUUAAUCACAUUCAAAAUGCUAUAUAAAUGCAAGUUGUUGGUGUCUCUAAAAAAAAAAGCAGCAGGAAUAUAAACCUAUCUGUAUUCGAAGUGAGCCAGCAAGGCACUCCCCAGUGGUUCCUUGACAAAGAGAUUGGGCGGUGGGGAGAGCUGUAAAGAGGACGUACGUACUUUCCAAUUGGUUGUGGCCCCAUGGCUUUCAGAUUUGUAAUCUUAUCCACAAAGUGUGUAGCAUUGCUUUCUGUUUCCUCUAACAGUGUAGCCCAGUCAUUGGUUUGUCAGCUUUAAAUAGGCCAAUUUAAAAUGGAUUAAAAUAAAAUAAAGUACAAUAGAAGGCACACUGAAUUAAUAGCUGAUAGAUUUCACAGCCUUGACAAACUAUGCAGGUCUUGCUAGUGUGGGAUACCAUAAACCUGUGACCUCCUCCCAUACUAUAACACUCCUUGAUUCUAUGACUCCUGCCAUUGUCUUUUGACAUAUAAUCUGAUCUCACAUGGUCUCAGGACUUACAAAUUCCAUGGCAGACCACUGGAAUUAUUAAUUAGUGAAAUUGUGUGCUCAAUGCAACUUGACCUCAUCUCUCGUAUUUUCUGAACCUUGGAUGAACUUCCUCAAGCAGCUGGGGCCAGUGUUCAGUCAGGAUAACACGAUGUUUGGGAUCUUUGUUAAAACAUGUCUGGGAUGCUGCUGGUUCCCACACCCUGUCUCCUUUGGAAUGCCUCAGCAGCUUGUGCUCAUGUGAGUAGAUAAAGUGUGCUGGACGAGAUGAAAUUAGUGAGGGAAAACUUCUGCUGCAGCUGCUCAUGUCCUUGGCACGCACCCGCUUAAGGCACUGAGGCAGUCUCGCUAACCUCGAGAGCACAAGGGGAUUCAAUCGAUUUUGUGUGAUAGAUGUAAAAGUGAGCCAGCAGCCAGUUUCACAUCUCUCCUGAUUAGUUUGAAAUUCAUUGGAAAUAAAAGUGAGGAAUGAUGUAAAAUAAGCUGCCGACUUAUUGCCUGUUUAACAUUAUUACAAAGUUCAGAUCUCGCCCAAGGCGAAUAAUUCGUACUUUGUUGAUAUUCUGAACUUCAACAAUCUUGGAAAGAGAUGAAAUAUUGAUCACACAUUGAUGAACCGGCCAUAAACUUGGAGCUUCGACCCGAGGGAUUGGUGUCUUCCGUACUCUUACUGAUUUAUGUUGGAAUACCAUUCUCUGUAUAGAGCCAGAAGUCCAAUACCAUGUGACCGUCUGUUGUAAAGCCAUGCUGGAAGGUAGUAACAGGAUAUUUGAGAAUGGGGAGCAUCAGACUAUUAGGGCAGCCAGCGAGGGGGCACAUAUUCAUCCUCUCUUCACCAGAGGCGCACGCAUUUCCUCCAAGUUCAUGGGAGGGAGUUAUGGCCAACUUCCCUCAGGUCGUCUUCCCCUUUCUAGUUCAUGGGCGCCAAGGCAAGUUAUAGCAGAUUUACUGCGGUCCCAGCACAGACCAGGAUUUUAAAACCAGGACUGUCCUAUUCUGCACCACAUUGGGGAAAAGUCUCUGCCCCCUGUCAGUGUUGGAGGUGAUGUUAUGUGGCAGGAAUAUGUGAAGUGCUAAAAACCAUCAGGGGUCAUUGUGGUACCUGGCUGCUAUCUUGACGAAGAGGAUCCUACCAGCUUUAGUAGAACCUGUCCGAUUCUCAUCCCAUUGAAGUGAAUGGGACCAAAGUUGGGCAGGUUGUAGAAAGAUCUUUAGCAGGUUACCACCCAGGCAAGAGAUUGCAAAUGACGCCCAUUGUCUCUCCCCGUUUCAGUGAAAGUUUGUUUUAGUAAAAUGUAUAAAAAAACAUCUAAUCAAAUCCACAUUUUUUUUCAAGGUAAUAGCAAGUCAACAACCUUGUACCAUUAUAAUUUCAAACCAAAUACACCGAAACAUGGUAGAAAUGCUGGGGUGGGUGCAAUUGUUGAUUUUGUUUUCAAUAAUAUCCUUUUAUCAUUUCAGUUGAAUGGAGGCUUGAUGUUACAAUUAGACAGUGCUGUGGUGGACUCUGCACAGUCCCACACAAUCUAGUGGACCCCGCUUAAAUUGGUGCCACAAAUUAACAAUCUCAACCCAUAAAAAGGCAACAGGCAGUGCAGGGGACGCCCUAGUGUUUGCACUCACUUUAAAAAGAGCACAUUGUCCACCUGACUUAAUUCACCAGCUUCUUUGUUUAGCUCUAUUAAAGGGGUAGUGUUGCCUCAUGAGAGGGUUCUCAAGCAGACUUGUUACAAUCUCCAAUGUGGAAGCUCUUCAUCCAAGUUUACCUCUUAAUGGGAUGCUGAGCCUAAUGUUGUUUUCAUCUUAUUAAAAAUGAACAGAUUCAUGGCACCAGAUACAGUUUGAGAUGCAAUUAUGUCCAUACAGUUGCAGCCUCUUGGUGAUUAAACUUGGCAGCUUUGCAACACAGCAACACCACCCUUUUAAAGGAUUAAAUGAAGGUUAAAAAAAAGACCUUAAUGUCCUGGCGUCAGCUCACUAAAUAAAUCACUUGACAGGCAUUCUACAGCAACCUGAGAUUUUGAGUAGACAGAAGACUGCCACUAGUUGUUCCUGCCCUUAUCAAACACUUUGUGUGUAAUCUUCUUGGUUCAAAUCACAAAGCAAGCAGAUUUUUUUUUAAAAAGCGGGCUUUAUUUCAGUACUGUUUUGCAUUGUGUGAGAAAGGAAUGAACUACAAGUAGUGACUUUGAUCAAGCAGAAUUGCUUGGGAACACGUCAUGCCAUGAAAGAAAUGAGGCAAGUUUGUGCAAUGCUGCAGAUAGUGCAGCAAAGAGUUAAAAUUCCAACCUUAACAUGAACAAGCCCCAGUCCUGCUAGGGUUGCCAACCUUCCAGGAUUAUCCUGGAGUCUCCAGGAAUUAACGAUUAAUCUCCUGAACACUGCUGUGGGCAACUCUGGGAGAAAGAUAAUUGAGACAUUGAUAAAAUGUCUUUUUUCUUUCAAAAUGUUCUUUAGACACUUACCUGUUACAAAAAUAUUGAAGGUGGGGAACAGUGCUGUUUGACUGGGUGGUUGAGAAGUCGUUGGACGAGAGGCUAUGUGAUGAAACCUCCUAGAUUAUGCCCAAAACAUGGUUGGCGACCAUGUGAUUGAAGAAGGUAGCAAGCUGAUAAAUGACAGGAAGUGAAUCUGCUUUGGUUUUUUAAAAGAAGUUUUUUUUAUUGGGUAAGUUUCCCUCUUCAAGGUUUCUCUUCCCUACCCUGCUCUAUUGUCCCUACACCAUCCAAAGAUUAGGUCUUUGAUGAUGUCUUUCAAAAUGGCCACUAGGCAAUGUAUGGGAGCGGCCUGUGAUGAUCCUCUGAUCUUCUCUGUAAAUAACUAUUGGGAGAUAUAUGAGUGUAGCCAGUAGGGGAAGGAUUUGGCCUCUAGUCAGUCCCCUCAAUGCAUGAUGAGACUGUUGUCUAAAAGUACAGCACUGAAGGUUCUUCUAUCUGAUGUGAACCAGACAUGAAAGAAUUCUAGGGAAUACUACAAGUACCCUGUAGAGACUUUAUCUAUCGUUCUACAGAUCUUUCUAAUCUCAACAAAAAAAAAACAUUUAUAGAACUACAACCUUGAACUUUUGAAGUGUGUUACAUUCUGUCUGGAGGCCAGAGCCAUAACUCAGAGCACGACACAUAUUCCAAUAACUCUUCUUUGGUGGCUGUUUGUCGUUUUUGGAGAAAAAGUGUAAAUAUAUAUACGGUCAUUACACUUCAGCUCUUCCGAGCAGCAAGAUUGUAAAAUUGAUUAUUAUGUGCAUUUUAUGUUGGGAGUUUGCUUAAUUAAAACAUGAACAUCAUCUGUACAUUAUGACCUCAGAAGCUACUGUAAAUAAUGAGGGGGUUGAUGCAGCACAGUCAAUGUUUUGUGGUCACUGUCAAGCUUAUGUAUUUAAAUGAUCUCGUGACUAGAUUCAUGUGGGGCAACUCACAUUAAUUUUUGUUUACUUUUUAAGUCUUGCUUUUCCUUCCUGUUUGAUGUUGAACAUGGUGUCUGUAGAAUUCAUCUCCAAAUUACUUAUUUUUUCACGCUGUACAUUUCCUGUAUAAAACUGAUUACAGAUCAUUGUUUCUAAUAAAAAAAAAGUCAAUGAUC